Molecule: messenger RNA, 306 nt
Organism: Notothenia coriiceps (black rockcod)
Lineage: Eukaryota; Metazoa; Chordata; Actinopteri; Perciformes; Nototheniidae
Product: anaphase-promoting complex subunit 1
Exons: 4
Coding region: 1-306 (101 amino acids)
Biological process (GO): protein K11-linked ubiquitination; anaphase-promoting complex-dependent catabolic process; metaphase/anaphase transition of mitotic cell cycle
Cellular component (GO): anaphase-promoting complex
Molecular function (GO): molecular adaptor activity
Source: RefSeq, a predicted model, not a curated record
AUGACUACAGACCUACAAAGCAGUGUGAAGGUUCAGUUUUCCAGUGAGAGUCUGGCUGAGCAGCUGGUGGUGUGGCUCACCUCAGAAGGUUUCACCCUGAAGGACCUGGAGUCGGUCCCCUUCGGUGUGGCUCUGCCAAUCAGAGAGGCCAUCUACCGCUGCCGGGAGCGACCGUGCUCUGAUUGGUCAGAGGAGGUCUGUCUGCUGAUUGGGCGACAGGAUCUGACUAAACAAGCACACAAGAUGACCCUGGCCAAAAACAAAGCUGUCCUCAUCCCUCAGCCCUGGAAGGAGAGGAUAAGGUAG